Molecule: messenger RNA, 2100 nt
Organism: Serpula lacrymans var. lacrymans S7.9
Lineage: Eukaryota; Fungi; Basidiomycota; Agaricomycetes; Boletales; Serpulaceae
Exons: 9
Coding region: 163-1908 (581 amino acids)
Biological process (GO): protein dephosphorylation
Cellular component (GO): protein phosphatase type 2A complex; cytoplasm
Molecular function (GO): protein phosphatase regulator activity
Source: RefSeq, a predicted model, not a curated record
GAUACUAUUGAAAUAUAGAACAUCUUCACUCUGAAACGCUCUGGCAGUAUCAAAAAUACGAUUUUUAUGGACACAAGAUUUCCGAUGGAAGACGUUAGUGGAUAGUCUAUCGGUGUCUGGAGAUGCUCAUCAUUUCGCCAGAUUGCCCCCAUCGCUAUUCUCAUGGACGAGUUGAGGUCGGAAGAUGUCCAGUUGAGGUUGAAUGCAAUUCACAGUAUACCAACCAUUGCACUGGCUCUGGGAAACGAUCGCGCAAGAGAGGAGCUUGUGCCCUUUCUACAAGAUUCAGUCGAUGAUGAAGAUGAGGUACUUUUGGCCUUGGCGGAAGAACUGGGGAGAAAUUUCGAGGAGUAUAUUGGAGGAAAACAGUACGCUCACGUCUUGUUGGGCCCGCUCGAAAAUCUUGCCGCGGUAGAGGAAACUUUGGUUAGAGAUAAGGCUGCAGAAUCCAUUGUCAAAGUAGCUGCGGUUUUGUCCAACACACAAAUAGAGGAGUACUACAUUCCGCUUUUAAAUCGUUUGUCUCAAGGCGAAUGGUUCACCUCGCGCACAUCUGCUGCUGCGCUGUAUCCACCCGUGUACUCGAAGGUUUCGCCUGCGACCCAAGAGCACCUACGAAAAGGUUUUGCAGCCUUGGGGUCCGACGACACGCCGAUGGUGAGGCGGGCUGCUGCUAGGUGGCUUGGGGCACUUGUGAAGAAUUUGCCGAAGCAGUAUGUCCUAUCGGAUGGCUUGCCGAUAUAUCGCAGGCUUCAAUCUGAUGAUCAAGACUCAGUUCGUCUGUUAACAGUAGAAGAUCUCAUCGUCAUAGCGGAGCAGCUGUCGCCGUCCGAGAUAAAAGAACAACUUUUGAAACAAAUAAGGCAUAGUAUCUCUGACAAGAGUUGGCGCGUGAGAUACAUGGCUGCCACCCAUUUUAACGAGCUUGCAGCAGCAGUAGGAUUAGAAUUAGUGAGAGAGGAGCUUAUGGGUCUGUACGUGCAGCUCCUGAAGGACAACGAAGCAGAGGUACGAACGGCUGGCUCGGGGCAAAUACCAGGGUUUUCGAAGCUGCUUGAUAAAGAAGUCAUCCUUGCACGAAUCAUUCCUUGCGUACGAGAUCUGUCACAUGACACGUCCCAACAUGUUCGUUCGGCUCUAGCAAACCAGAUCAGCGGAUUGGCGCCUUUACUCGGUAGAGACGCGACUAUCGAGAAUCUUCUCCCGCUUUUCUUGCAUCUACUAAAGGACGAGUUUCCUGAAGUUCGGUUAAACAUUAUCAGCAAGCUUGAGACGGUGAAUAAUGUUAUCGGCAUCGAAUACCUUGCGGAGAGUCUUCUUCCGGCCAUUAUUGAAUUAGCUGAAGAUAAGUCGUGGCGAGUUCGCCAAGCUAUCAUCGAAUACAUACCUCUCCUUGCCACUCAAUUGGGACGGGAGUUCUUUGAUGAGCAGCUUGGCAACUUAUGUAUGUCUUGGUUGGGAGACACGGUUUUCAGCAUUCGCGAGGCUGCGACUAUCAACCUGAAGAAGUUGACCGAAGUCUUUGGUGUUGAGUGGGCCAAAGUGGCCAUCGUACCCAAAGUUAUGGGGAUGGGACAGCAUCCCAACUACCUUUACAGGAUGACUACUGUGCAAGCCAUAACGACAAUUUCUCCCUCAUUGACCUUGGCCAUAGUUCGAAGUGAGAUCAUCGAGCCUUUACUUCAGCUGGCAAUGGAUGCAAUCCCCAACAUUCGAUUCAACGUCGCCAAGUCAUUAGAGGUACUGGCAACGACUUUCGGACAAUCAUCCGAAGGUCAUGCUCUAGUGCAACAGAGGAUCAUACCAGCUUUGGAGCACCAGAAAAAUGACACUGACGCAGAUGUUCGUUAUUUUGCUACCCGAGCAUUACAGAAAGCUCUUUCAGUGAAUGAGAUAUCAGUAGCGUGAAGGGCCACUAGGAAGUUGUCGAGGGAUAGACAUAAUUCAUAACAUUGUUUUCUUACCUGUCUUUGUAUAAUGUCUCCAUUAUCGCUAUUAGCCACAGAGUUAUGACCAGGAUUGAAAUCACUCGCAGUUUACAGACAAGAAUUUUCAAGUAAUACCUCGUCAUUAAAAUAGUCAUCAUUUUGCUCAGACUCC